Molecule: messenger RNA, 618 nt
Organism: Argiope bruennichi
Lineage: Eukaryota; Metazoa; Arthropoda; Arachnida; Araneae; Araneidae
Exons: 1
Coding region: 1-618 (205 amino acids)
Source: RefSeq, a predicted model, not a curated record
AUGGGCUCCUCCCGAAAAUCUCCCUUCAGUGGGCAUCACAAAGAACUCAAUCUCAAAAGUAAUUUUCCACAUUUUGACCGUUACUUUGUUAUCAAACGUGUUUCUGAAAAGAAUGAUACAUUUAAUUCUAUAUCACCAUUCCUCGUACAGAAAGCCAUUACAGCAACCAUUGGUGAGGUAUCUUCUAUCCGGAAGAUGCGUUCUGGUGACUUGCUGGUACAGUUAAAUUCCAAAAAACAAGCACAACAAGUUAUGAAACUUAAAGCCUUAGCCACCUUUCCCGUUACUGUCAGCUCGCAUACAUCCCUAAAUUUCUCCAAAGGAGUAAUAACGUGUGGGGAAUUAUUUAACGUUCCUCUAGAGGAGAUCUCCGAGGAACUGAAACCCCAAGGAAUAACUCAUGUACGCCAGAUCACCAUUCGGCGGGAUGGACAACUCCUACCCACCAAACAUUACGUAAUGACCUUUCAUAGACCAAAAAUACCUGAAUACCUUUAUGCAGGAUAUAUAAAAUUGCCUGUCCGCCAGUACAUCCCUAAUCCUUUAAGAUGCUUUCAAUGCCAGCGUUUUGGCCACUCCAAGGCUAACUGCCGCGGGACAUUAACAUGCGCCCGCUGA